AUGUCUUCCAGAUACGCAGCUGCGCGACCGAAACGUGCUGGUGAAGAAUUUGCUCGUUCACAUCGGAAUGAAGAUGAGGAUGGCCCUUCAAAGAAACCAAAAUUCGAUCUCAGAAACCCAUCCGCUUUGGUAGCUGACGAACCGGAGGAAGAUGCAGUUCUGGAUGCAGAUGUUAUCGGAAGCCGAGGAACUGGUACCAAAAGAGGAGCGGUUAAUAUCGAUGGUUACGAUUCGGAUUCUGAUAAUGAGGGUUUCGACGCGCGUGCAGACGAAAGAGCCAAAGGAAAGAAGGGCGAGGUAAACCUGGCAGAAGCGCUAGAUGGAUAUAGCAAGGAGAAACCUGGUGCGACAAAUGGGAAGACGGAUAUGGAGGAAGAUGCGGACAUGUUUGCAGACUUGGAGGAUGAAUUUGCGGACGGCGAUGAGGACGAGAGUGAACUGAAGGCUCGCAAAAAAGGGAAAGAAGUACGAUUCUUGAAGGAAGAUGAGAUCGAAGGUCAAGUCUUAGGCAGCAAGAGUGGAGGUCAUGUAUCUGGGAACUUUGCAUUGGACCCAAAAGGAAAGUUAUCAACGCAUGCGAUGGACGACCAAGAGAGCAGCGAUGACGAAGAAGAUGCCGUGUUGGCCGCGCAAGAAGAAGAUGUGGACGAGGAGGUUGGCGCCGGCGGAUUGAAGAGGAAUGCCCCUAAGGUCGAUGCCUUCAAUAUGAAGGCUGAACAGGAAGAAGGCAAAUUUGAUGCGAACGGCAAUUUUGUGCGAAAUGCAGCGGAUCGAGACGCAGUGCACGACACUUGGCUGGAAGGAAUCAGUAAGAAGGAUAUGAAGAAAGCCGCAGAAGCACACGAGAAAAGGGAGGAGGAACGGCGGCAAAAAAGGCUCGAGGAUGAUGCCAUGUUACUCUCAGAUAUCUUACGAACAUUAAUAUUACGACUGGAUAAAGCCGAGACAGUUCUCGAGGCGCUCGCAAGGCUUGGAAAGAGCCAGGUAAAGACGAAGAAAAUACCGAAAUGGAAAUUAAAGAAGCAAACCCAAAAGGAUGAUUCUAUGGAUGUGGAUGCUGAGAAGAUUGAAGACCCAGAACAGAUCAGGAUACGAGAUGCCAUAAAUGCUAUUACAGGCGCUGCUGAUCAAUUGCUCAUAAGAGGUCAAACGGACGUUUAUGAGCAGGAGAGAGAGAUGCUUAUACGACAAUAUCGGAGAGAGACGGGCGAAGACUGGGAAGAGCCACCUGAAGAAGUGGCUGUGAACGAAGAGAAUGGCCCCGCGCCCACCAAAAUGUGGGAAUAUAGAUGGACAGAUGGUCGGGACGGGGCUGCCAAACAAGGUCCUUUUGAUGGCCCGACUAUGGUAGCAUGGCAAGAUGCGGGCUACUUUGGAGAGGGAGUCGAGUUUAAACGAGUAGGGCAGGAGGGUAAUUGGAGUAGAGUUGCGGAUUUUGUAUGA
Botrytis fragariae is the source of this 1443-nucleotide messenger RNA. RefSeq names its product putative lin1 family protein. The record is from RefSeq and is a predicted model, not a curated record. Gene Ontology annotation, molecular function: protein binding. The coding region runs from base 1 to 1443 and encodes 480 amino acids. The transcript has a single exon. Lineage: Eukaryota; Fungi; Ascomycota; Leotiomycetes; Helotiales; Sclerotiniaceae. Gene Ontology annotation, cellular component: U5 snRNP.